AUGGCUGCUGUGUUCGAGUCCGUGACAGGCGUCCUGCCAGAUCUGCCGAAUGCUUUCUCGAGCCUGAGCCAGCUCGCGCAAGCAGAAGAAGACGACGCCAAGCGCAUCCGCCCCUCGCGCAUCGGCUGGUGGCGCGACGUCUGGCGAGUGCGCGGCUCGACCAUCUCGCACUCGUGGCAGUCGUGCUCGAUCUUCACGCUGUGGGCCACCGCCGUCGCCAUCGUCGACCUGUCGUACGGCCGCACCCUGAGCUUGACCAACAACGUCACGCCUCUUCUUUCGGUCGUCGUCGGCCUUCUCCUCGUCUUUCGCAACGGGUCGGCCUACACGCGGUGGGACGAGGGCCGCAAGACGUUCGCCAAGAUGACCUCGAUCGUGCGCUCCCUGUCGCGCGCCGUGUGGAUCAACGUCGGUGCCGCCGGGCCGUCGCGCGGCAGGCUCGCGUCGGACGGUACGCUGCGCCCGCACCAGGACGAGGGCAUGUCGCCCGAGGACCACGAGGAUAAGGUCAAGGUCUUGCGCAUGAUGGUCGCGUUCGUUGUCGCCGUCAAGCAUCACGUCCGGCGCGAGUACGGCGUCGACUGGCCAGAUCUCGAACCCGUGCUUCCGCUCAAGCUCAAGGAUGUCGCCCGCACGACUGGCUUCGGCUGGGGCGCUGCAGAAGCCGACCACUCGAAUGGCGCCGCCAACCUCUCGCACACCUCGAACGGCGGCCCGGAGGGUGUCGGCUCCGAGAUCCGCCGCCUGCGCUCCCAGGCGUCGCACACGUCGCUCCUGUCGGCCGAGGAGGCCGCGCACGAGCCCGAGCACGCGCACGGUCCGCCGCCGCUGGCGAGCCCGAGGAGCUUCCGCAGCGCCGAGGUGCGGGGCGAGGGGCGUGCUGCGGGAGGGUGGAAGGGGCAGGAGGAGAGGACGCCGCUGCUGAGGAGGAGGAGGGCCAAGAACGCCGGGGCCGAGAGCACGGUUAUCCUGAGCGACUACAUGGCCAAGCCGUCGCUCCCUCUCCCGCUCAUCAUCGCCCACCAGCUCUCCCUCUACUUUGCCUCGUGCAAGCGCCGCAACCUCCUCGAGGCGAUCGGCCCUGCCGGCUUCAACGCGCUCAACGCGAGCGUGAGCGAGCUCGUCGAGUGCUUCACGACGUGCGACAGCAUCGCCAAGGUUGGCGUGCCGGCCGUGUACGGCAUUCACCUCAAGCAAGCGACGAGCCUGUUCCUGUUCACGCUGCCGCUCGUGCUCGUCGAGCUCAUGGGCUUUGCGAUGAUCCCCUUCGUCACCGUCAUCUCGUUCAUCUUUGUCGGCAUCGAGGCUAUCGCAACCGGGCUCGAGAUGCCGUUCGGCGUCGAUGACAGCGACCUGUCGCUCGACCUGUUUUGCGCCGAGCUGCGCAACGAGAUCGAGCACUGUAUUGCGCGCCUGUCGACAGCGACGGACGAGUGGGAGCUGUAGAGCCUGAGGCUGGUCCUCAGUGGCUGCGCGACGGACGACGAGGGCCGCGCGCCUUCUUGCUUUGCCUAUCUCUCCUCGUCCCUGCAACGACUCGCGGGUCGAGCGCAAGUCUCGCU
Messenger RNA from Rhodotorula graminis WP1, 1562 nucleotides. RefSeq lists its product as uncharacterized. Bases 1 to 1446 code for a protein of 481 amino acids. Gene Ontology annotation, molecular function: chloride channel activity. Lineage: Eukaryota; Fungi; Basidiomycota; Microbotryomycetes; Sporidiobolales; Sporidiobolaceae. The record is from RefSeq and is a predicted model, not a curated record. The transcript has 12 exons.